AUUUUUGUUCCAAUAGAUCAUCAGAAUGUGGAAAUCUAAGCAUCUUCCGGCCAAGCCGCAUCCACUUUACACUGGUUUAAUAUUGAUCACCUUUACCUCUGUGCUCUUACAUAACGUCAUUGCAAAGCCAACAAAUCAAUCCUAUGAUUCUAUGGAAAACUAUUCAGGCGUAAAACAUUUACAAAAAAGAACAGCAUUUUUUGUUGGAAGUCGCUAUGGACGCUCUAGUGGCAACUCUGAGUCCGGAAGUUCAGCCAAUAUGGGAAGCUCCAAAACAAGACGGCUCAUAAUCGUUCCUCGGAAUGAUAGAUUCUUUUUAGGAUCUAGAUAUGGAAAAAGAAAUGGACCACUGUUAUCCGCAUACGAGCAGAGUAGCCUGAUGCAAGCCCUAAGCAAAAGUUUGAAAACGGAUAAGGAGACUUCCAAUAAUACAAUCCAAACCAAAUCUUUACCAAUGUCUUGCAUAUACACUGGCAUAAAAUCCUACUACCUUUGCAAUCGUAAUGACCAGAAGUCGGACGAUAAUCCUCAAUCACUGAAUAUGAUCGGAAUCCACUAAAGUUAUCGACAUAAGGUUCCCGGCUUGUUAUGGCUACUGCUCUCUGGCACUGAAUAAUAAAACCGAAUGAUAUUAAAACUUUUAAUGGGGCUGGAAAAAGUUUUAAUAUUAUAUAAGGUGUAUACACAAAAAAAAUUAAAUAAAUAAAAGCAGUAUAUAUUCAGGAGAAGUUACAGAAAGCCGAAAAAAAACUCCAAAGUUAAGAAAUUACCUAAGACGUCAAUGGGACUAUUUCCUCGUAUGCAUAUGUAUGCUCUACAUAAAUGUAAAUAAACAAAACUGUAAAAAAUAAAUAAAAAUAUUUAUCAAUAAAUUCUAAAGAAAU
Molecule: messenger RNA, 884 nt
Organism: Drosophila ananassae
Lineage: Eukaryota; Metazoa; Arthropoda; Insecta; Diptera; Drosophilidae
Product: RYamide neuropeptides
Exons: 3
Coding region: 26-559 (177 amino acids)
Source: RefSeq, a predicted model, not a curated record